AUGAUAAGCCUGGAAUUUCUGGUGCGCAUGACAGUGGCCGUCGUGGUGUCGUGUGUGAUUAUACUGGCUUACUAUGGAACCUACAUCCGGUAUUCGUCACAUUCACACGUCAUUUCCGCUAUAGAGCAGCCGCAACCGGAAGUGACGGAAGACAUCUAUUUUUCUACGUUACUUUACAAACAGAAAAAGACGGACAACACAACACAAUGGCAAUGCAGGUUCCACGAGAACGUGGCCUUCAUGAAAAUCCAUAAAUGUGGCUCUUCGACGACCCAAAAUAUCUUCUUGCGAUUUGGACACGUCCAUCGUUUACUAGUGGCGUUGCCAAAAGGAGAGGACAAGCCCCAGAUUGGGCGCUUUGGCAAAAUCACGGAAGACGACUACGAAGCGCCACCUAGGGGAACACGUUGGAACGUCUUUGCUCACCACGCUGUGUAUAACAGAUCUGGCAUUCUCCGACUCAUGCCUGAAGACACAAAGUUUGUGGCAAUUUUGCGAGAGCCAGUGGAUCGUUUCUUAUCUGCAUUUAUCUACUUCAAAAUGGCGAAAUAUUUUCCAGGGAUGAUAGGCUCUUCUCGCCCGCCCAGGAAUGCCCGGAGUACCCUAGACAGGUUUAAAGCACGACAGAAAAGAGGGCAAAGACGAAUAGCUGUGUCGAACAAAAAAGGUCCACCCAGAAACUCGAUAUCUCGUCACACGUCGCCUGUUUCGAGAAGCAGUACUCUGAAUCCAGCCAUCCUGCAAUACUUACAGAACCCCGCUAGAUGGGACAACAUCUAUCGUCCCGGGGGACCCACAGAUCCUAACUACGAACACGCAUGCGUCAGGAAUUGUAUGGUGCGAGAUCUCGGGUUUCCCGAGAGUUUGUACGAGAACUCGGAGGCCAUUGGUGAUUUUAUUGAAGGAAUCGAACAGGAUUUCACACUGGUGAUGAUUCUCCAAUACUUUGACCAGUCUUUGGUGCUUUUGAAACGGAAAAUGUGCUGGUCCAUCCGUGAUAUUCUCUACGACCAUAAGCACCGAACAAAAAAUGGCAAAGCGACCAAACCAAAUAUAACCGACGAAAUGAAACAAACGUUUCUAAAACAUAACAAUGCAGACUCCAUGUUAUUUCAACAUUUUAAUGACUCUUUGUGGAGGCAAAUCAGCCAGGAAGGGGAUGACUUUCAAGCGGAAGUGCGUCAUUUUAAACAAGUAAAUAUAGAAGUCACGCAGUACUGUGGCAACAAAAACAAGACAAGUCCGCUCGAGGUCGCAAACAGCACCUGGAAUGAAGAGUUUUCAGUAACUCCUAACUUCUGCUCCAUGCUGGGUCGAACCAGACAAACAUGGGAUGGGAUUUUACGAAGUCGAUAUCCGAACAGCAAAACUGUGGAAAUACUGCGUCCCCGGUACAGGGGAGUUUACAGAAAGGUGAAGAUGUACAAGAAACAUGGGAGUUUGGUUCAUGGCAGGCCGGGGAGUUAGCGACGGAAUUCGAACUUAACCGAAGCAUCGCUAUUUAAGUG
Molecule: messenger RNA, 1508 nt
Organism: Branchiostoma belcheri (Belcher's lancelet)
Lineage: Eukaryota; Metazoa; Chordata; Leptocardii; Amphioxiformes; Branchiostomatidae
Product: galactosylceramide sulfotransferase-like
Exons: 2
Coding region: 1-1467 (488 amino acids)
Biological process (GO): glycolipid biosynthetic process
Cellular component (GO): membrane
Molecular function (GO): galactosylceramide sulfotransferase activity
Source: RefSeq, a predicted model, not a curated record